CAGAUCUCACUGGGGAAUCAAAAAGCAAACACAGAGCAUGUAGACACAAUGGAGCGACCAACAGCCGAACCUUAAAAAUACUACGACCUGCUGCUGUUCAUUGGGGAAAAGGUAUUUACGACCACGGAACCACGUUAGCCCCGCCAUCACACUGAAAUGGCACGAAGGGGAGCUAUGCCGUUUCUGCCCAGACUUGGAGACGCUUGAUUAACCAUGAUGAAGACUGAAUCCCCGUCCGCAACAAGCACCGCCGCCAAUUCCACUUUGAGGAGCCCUUCCCCGCACAGAAACGCGUAUGAGGCUGGGAUCCAGGCACUCAAGCAGGCUAAAGAUGGCCUUAGCAAUGCCGCGAACGGGGAUGAAGCACAAGGGGGCAAGCCCAAAAUCUCAUCCCGCGGCAGGAGGUAUGGCUCCAAUGUCCAUCGGAUCAAAAAUAUGUUCCUGCAGAUGAGUACCACCGGGCCGGGGGAAGGGGAAGACCCCUCACUGGUGAAUGAUAGGUCGGUCCGGCUUUCCCUGCCAAGGGCCAGUAGUCUGAAUGAAAAUGUGGACCACAGCGCUCUGCUGAAGCUCGGGGCAACUGUUUCGGAGCGUGUCAGCCGUUUUGACCCCAACAAGACUGCAGCGCAGCAGCGGCAGUCAUCGGGCCUCUCUAAGCUUCAGGAGACACGUAAGUAUUUUGAGCAGCGGACCUUGCAAGAAAAACAAGCGGCCACCAACCGCAUCUUACUCAAAAAGGAGCGGGCAGCUGGCUUUCAGGACGGGAAGCUGGACGUGGUUGUGCGUUUCAACGGCAGCACGGAGUCACUGGACAGUUUAGAUGCGGGGGGCGCUGGGGAAGCCGUCUCCCCGACUGUAAGCCAACUGAGCGCCGUGUUUGAGAAGGCUGACCUCCGCAACAACCUGCACCAGCCUUGCACCUCUUCUCUGCCCAGGGGAGCCAGCCCGCCACCGGGAAAGGUGGCCAUGCUCAACUCCAAAAUCAUAACCAAGAAAUCGCGGGCCCUUCCGCUCUCUGGCAAUGAGGAGGAAAGCCUGGUUGCAGGGGGGGGUCGACAGCGGAAGGAAUGUGACAGGUCCCCUGGUAGCAGGGGCAAGUCAGCUGCUGUUAACGAUGAAACCUCCAAGAGCACCGGGACUGGAAGCAGAGUGGGAACCAGAUCAGAAGAGCUGGUCAAGAUUAAACCUGUGGAGGUGGAGGAGAGCAGGGAGAAUGAACCGGAAGAGCAGGGAUCUGGUGUGGAACCCUCAGGAGAAGCAGAGAAAGAGACUGGAGAAGAAGCCAACGUUGGCCCCAAUAGCACCCCGGAAGGAGGUAGUAGGCUAGUGCAGGCUGAAGUGCAUGCCUCUUUGGAGAAUGGAGGGGAAUCGCCACCUGAAGGGCCGUUGGAGCCCACCACAGCAGAACCCAACUGUGCAGCCCCAGAGACCCCAGGGGGAGUGGGGGAGGAGGAGGGGGGCCUGGGGGACUCCCCGCAGGGGGAGGACAGGGAUUUCGAUGGGGGAGAGGAAUCCCGCAGGGAGGAUUACUCCGAGGGGGACCUGGUGGAUAUCAGCGCCUACAGUGGGAUCGGGGAAGAUUCCGGGGGCAGUCAGCUGGAUGAGGAUGAGGAGGGAGAGGAAGAAGAGGAGCCCUAUGAGCCGGAGUCGAGCUGCUCUGAGAUUCCAGGCCUCCCGCCCGAGGAAGACGAGCCCCCGCCCAGCCGGAAGAUCCGCUUCAGCACGGGGCCCAUCAAGGUGUUCACCACUUACUGCAAUGAGGACUACGACCGACGGAACGAUGAUGUGGACCCCAUGGCUGCCUCAGCUGAGUACGAGCUGGAGAAGAGGGUUGAGAGGCUGGACUUGUUCCCCGUGGAGCUGGAGAAAGAUGGAGAUGGUCUGGGGAUCAGUAUUAUUGGGAUGGGAGCCGGUGCGGACAUGGGCCUGGAGAAACUGGGCAUUUUCGUGAAGACUGUGACUGAGGGAGGGGCCGCUCACCGGGACGACAGGAUCCAAGUAAAUGAUCUAAUUGUGGAGGUGGAUGGGACAAGCCUGGUUGGAGUCACUCAGAGUUUCGCCGCGUCUGUCUUGAGAAACACCAAGGGCCAAGUCAGGUUCCUGAUUGGUCGGGAGAAGCCGGGGGAGCAGAGUGAAGUGGCCCAGCUGAUUCAGCAGACCUUGGAGCAGGAGCGCUGGCAGAGGGAGAUGAUGGAGCAGCGCUACGCCCAGUAUGUGGAGAAUGAGGACGAGACCGGGGAGUACGCAACAGAUGAGGAGGAUGAGAUGAGUCCCAUGUUCCCCAGUGCGGAAAUGGCCAUUGAGGUGUUUGAUCUGGCUGAGAAUGAGGACAUGCUGUCCCCCAUAGAGCUGGACCCAGAGAAACUGGCCCACAAGUUCAAAGAGCUCCAGAUUAAGCAUGCAGUCACUGAGGCUGAAAUACAGCAACUUAAAAGAAAGCUGGUGUCGACGGAACAAGAGAAGAUGCGCUGGCGGAUGGAGAAGGCCCAGCUGGAGCAGAGCGUGGCUGAUAAUAAGGAGCGCAUGGAGAAGCUGGAGGGCUACUGGAUGGAGGCCCAGACUCUGUGCCAGGCUGUGGACGAGCAUCUCAAAGAGACCCAGGCCCAAUACCAGACCCUGGAGCGCAAGUACAGCAAGGCCAAGCGCCUCAUCAAAGAGUACCAGCAGAAGGAAAUCGAGUUCCUGAAGAAGGAGACAUCCCAGAGAAGAGCACUGGAGGAAUCGGAAGCCGCCCACAAAGAAGAAACGGACACGCUACAGGAAAAGAUUACAGACCUAGAAGCCAAACUGGAAUCACUGAAGGGAGCCAACGCCUCAAACCCAGAAGAAGAAAAAUAGGGCUUUUAGCACUAUAAAAAAAAAAAAAAAAAAAGUUUCAUUAAAAAAAAAAAAGAAAAAAGAUAAAGGACUUUUGAUAAGUGCUACAAGCAGGGUUUCUAGGAAACACUUUAUACCUGAAGUCCUUUUCCCCCAUUGCAGUCCUAAGUCCAAAAAGCUUAGUCUUUCAGCUGCCAUGCACAUAGUGCUGUUGUGGGCUUUUACUUCUACUGAUGCUAGGGAGCAGUGGGGCAAAGUGAGCAAAGUACGCUAGCAAUACUGCCACGAAUACUAAGUCAGUUUAUAUAUUUUAUACGUCAAAAUGAAGACAACAAUUGCAACUUCCUUAACCAAAAUUGUGCAUCACAACAAAUUGUUUUAAAUUGAAUUAAUGGGCCUUUCCUAUUUGACCAUUACAUUUGUGAAAAUAGAUCCUAAUAUAUAUAAUUUAGAAACCCUAUGGCCUAAGUGUGUGGUAAUUGUUUUCUCUGUGAUGUAUAGUAUUAAUGGUGUUGCCAUUCAGAAGUGGUCUGAUGCAUUAUGUGGGACCAUCAUGAUGUUUUACAUUAUAUUUGUAUAUAUUUCAUAUGAAAACGAAAGACAAGGCAAGGAGAGACUGCAAAAGAAAAACAGUUUAUUUCAUGCUGAAGUUGAGAGAACCUUGUUCCAAAUAUCAAAUCAGCCAUCACUUUAAAAACUCCACUGUAAAAAUCUGAAGAAAGCGUUUUUAGUCCAGUUGACUAAUGUCCUUUUGUGUUUCUGACAUCCAAAAGCAACUUUGACACUUUCAGCCUAAACUGGGAUCUGAAACUAGCCAGUCCUCAGCACUAACCACUGAGCCACAGUGCCUCGCAUUGAAUUUCAUUAAACUCAAUAAACAGAAGUUGUUUCAAAAUCCCACUUUAAUAGGAACAAUAGGAAUCUAGAAUAGAUAAAACAGGGGUCUCGCUGUAAAGAUUACAGCCAUUGAUAUUCAACUUUAUCAUGUAGCGUGUGAUGUUAACCAGCCAAGAAUUAUUUUAGUGCUCAUCACUAAAUAAAAAAAAAAAAAAACAUCCUACCCUUAAUCAUUAACCUUAACCUUAAAUGAUUCAUUUGGUCACUGACGUUCAGCAGUGGGAGUUUUAGCUUUUUUAUCCAGCUUUCAAUUAUUGCUACAUAAAAAGGGAAACGCUGUGUAUAUCUAAAUAGGGCUUUCACACUUUGGAAUAGGCACCAGUUCGUUUUCUUAUUAAAUAUUUUGCAUACCAGAAAACUUCCAUUUUGGGUGAAAUGUGAGUCUUUAAAAGGACUUCAGGUAUAAAGCAAGUGUUUUGUUGUCGUCAGCAGGGUUUUAGCACUUGGUAAGGUUGCGCACCCCUUAUUAAGGUACCAUGGACAAAUUGUCCCUCUUGCCGAAGGUACCCUGUUUAAACUAAGUAGGGCUAGUCCCCCCUUGCUUUGGGUUUCUAUUUCUGUAUUAUAUUUAAAAGUUCAGACGCCGCAAGUCAUUGAAAAACCUUUGGUAAUGUUUAUUUUCCGAUGUCGUGAGUCAUGUUUUGUAGUAAGCAUAUAUGGUUGGUAUAUUAUACCAAGCGAAGUUUUCUGAGCUCUGCUAUUGAGUUCUCCUGAAGUGAACUAGAGUCAUGUUUUUUAAUAAUCAUAUAUGCCUGUGAGUUUAACCCCAGGUUAAUGACCUGUUCACCAUGGCAGUAUGUGUAUAUGUUUGUAAGAAUCUGGCCAGUAAAUGUUAAUGAAUUUGGUCCUAGCAAGAGAGGCAGGCUUGAAAUAUUGCACACGCCUCUCUCUAUACCAAUAAAAGGGUUUAGAGGUGUGGCAUACACUCAGCCAAGCUCCGCCCUGUAUAUGUUCCAGUAUCAAGGCCCCGCCCUCACCUCUAUCCUCAUGCCCCGUCUCUAUCUGUAAAGCUUUUAAAUAUACUGUCCUCCCUAUGCAUACUGGUUUGUUAAGAGCUCAGAAACUAUACUUGUUAACAAACUAUGUCAGUAACACACAAGGGUAGAACUAGCACAUUACAGGUGUUCCCAGGCUCAGUAUGUAGAAUUACCUGCACAUACCAGAGCACAUGACUUUCGUACCCCAAGAUAUAGCCUAUAUCAGCUCAGCCAAUCAGGGAUCAGUGAAAAAUGUCACUGUGACUUACAUUUACAGUAUGUGGAAUCCUUGUAAUAAAAUGUGCUGGUAUUUUUUUCAUCCCAAAUGGUUCUGAAGAUAUAGCAUGCUUGUAUUUAAAUUUCCCCUUCAGAGUUUAAAAAUUGGUACGCAGAAGUGCAGUAUAUGUUGCAACUCUCCUCAUGGGUCUGUUUUGAAUCAUCUCUGGAUCAUCCACAUUACAAAACUGUGGUUUUAAAUGUUUUUAUUUAUUCGUUUUUUUAAACCGACAGUUUUAACAAAUUAUUUCCACCUCAAUUCUCAUAAGAUAGCCAAAUUGGAUUAAGAGAGCCAAACAUGAUUAAAGCGGUGUACCAAAUAUCAACGACUGUUAUACUAGUGCUUUCUACAGAAAAAUCUGUCAUUUCAAAACCCUGCUUAAAAAGGCAACCAAUACAUCCCUCAGAAAGUGUUCAGCAAUAAACAGAGAAGUUCACAGUGAAAUGAGGAAUAGUAAACUCACUUUAAACCAUGCCUGUAUGCAGUAUUUGGGAAUAAACUUCACUCUGGUUCUUUAGUGUCCAGAUCCUUUCAAAGUGUUAGGUUUGCUUCGGAUGAUAGUGGAGUCACUUUUAAUGAUCUUAACAGUCUAAGAGAUCUACUGCCCCCUCUAUUAAUACCACUGGUCCAUUUUAGAUAAAAAUUGACUCCAACUCUGUACAAACUACCAUUCACAUGUGUUCUAAGAAAUUGACCCAGUAAAAUUACCAAACAAGAAAUUAAAAAUACUUUAGGGGUUGUAAGUAGUACUAUACAAUUAGAUUGAUAUGAUCUACCUAUUCCUAAUUGGUUUUUUUAAAAUAUAAUAUUAGUUGUAUCCGGUAUCAUUCUCUAUAGCUGUUUCUGUUUAGAGCAUUACUGACCAGGCUUACUAACUCUUCCAGAUAAAGCUGCUUCUGAGUUUCUGAAGUGAGGUGGGGAAGCACAUUAGUGUUGCACUGAAGCGUGCGCAACACUGAUAUGCUUCCUCGCUGUGAGUAGUCUUUUCAGAAGCGUAUUUUGCUGUAAUAGUUAGUGAGCAUGUCAAGUAAUGAUGUAAGAAGAAAUAGCAAUAGAGAAUUAUACAGAACACAUAAAAGGAUAUUAAACAGAGAAGAAAUGAAAUGUUAGGAAAAUGUAGAUGGUAGAAAGUUGUUAAAUAUUUGUUUUUUAAAUUGUGAUUGUUGUUGUUUUCUCCUUAUAAAUGGUCAUUUUCUAAUACAUAUCUGGAGUAAAGCAUAUCCUAGAGUUUAAAGAGGGUUCCUUAUUGAUAAUUUCUUUCAAUUCUAAGCCCAAAAAGCUGUUUAGUUUAGAAAUGUAUAUCUGGCACUUUCUUUUUAAAUAUCAGACAGGCAAUGGCCAGACGUAAAUCCCCAUCUGAUACCAGAAACCUGAAACCUACUUAUAUCUAUUUAAAAAAGAUGUUUUUUGUGCAAGUUAUACAAUUUUUACUGUCAUUUUGUCUGUUACUUUUCUGCUGGCUUGUAAAUGCUUUCUCACCAACCAAUACACUAUUGGAGUAAAUGUCCGCUUGCUUUACUUAUUUCAUUUAAUGUCGUUCAAACAGACCAGACCCGCUUUACUGAACAAAAAAACGUUUUAAUGAGGUCAUCCAGUUAUUUGUGUUUAUUUUCUUUGUGUGUGCGAGUGAGACUUUUACAUCUGGACUACACAAGCAAUCAAUCACUUCUAUACUGGAGCAAACUGGAGUUGUGUUGGAUUGACUUAGGCUACUUACUGGCCAAUAGUGGCAUAUCAUUUAUCCAUCAUGUACUGGUUAUGAGUUUGGGGAAAUGGGAUGGUCUUUAUGCCCCCUUGACUUGACCCCCAAAACAGUGGCCUGUUUGUUAAUCCUUGUGUGUUUUCUAUAUGACAUGUUUCUCAAACCUUUGUUUUGUAUAAUAUUGAAUGCAUCCGCUGUUGACGUCAUUCUCUAGAACAUUUUCUGUCACCUACAGGAUGGCUACAUGGAAGACGGUUGCUUGCUCUUGCUUGUGCAAGGAACUCUUAUCAAAGCAGCUCUUCCAACCUUGGGAAGAUCACCUUCAUGCAUUCCAUUAAACACUAGGUUGACCCAGUGGACAAACACUUGAUCUUAAAGGAAUGUACUUAGAAUUACAGACUUUGGAAUGUCCCUAGAACAUUACUGGGAAUGGACUGCAGUUGACCCGCCUAGAUCAGUCUGGUACUAGGAUCCGGACCUAGAACCUUGGCAUCUAAGACUGAUCUAGCACAGAAAAGCACAUUGGGUCUUGGUGAAGGGACUCAUCUACAUAAUCGCCAUACCUUCAGAACCGGCUAAUUGCUGUAUAGUAUUUAUCUUGUUCCACUUCUUUACAAGCUUUUAACAAUAUGGGAGACCAGUCAUUGAUACUAAUAAUUACUUCUGUAUUAUUGAAAAGUGACACUGGCUUCAGUACUUCUAAAAACGUAUCAUAAAUAUAUUUAACCGGAUGCUGGUUAUAAUGAUGUUCUAAUUAAGAGCAUACAUACAGUACAUAUUAAUUGAUUUCCUAAUUCCCAAAUUAUAUAACAUAUGGACCCCAUGCUUGUAAUUUACAAAAAAAGCUGAUUAUUAAGAGUAGAGAUCUCAAUGAUGUGACAGACUAGAAUAAAAGCUAACUUUCUUCUAACAAUUAUACUAUACAGCUUUUUGAAUGGGCAUGUCAUUGUUGAGAUAUGUGGUCAAAUGCCAUAUUGGUUGGUUUUGAUUGUAACAGAGUGAAAAUGAUCUCUUGCAGAAUGCAUUUGUGUACUAUACAUGCCAUGUGUUGAUAUCAGAUCAGUAAAUGUGUGCAUUCUAGUUUCCCAUUUUAGUUUUGCUCCUGUUAUAUUUGAAAAAAAAAAACAUUAAUAUUAUUUAAUAUAACAGUACCACUGUUAUGAUUUUUUUUUUUUACGUUAGAAAAUUGAUACAUGACAUGUCAUAAUGGAUUAUUUACAGUCAUUAUUAAUAAAUAGGGAUGUGUUUCAAACAUGAUUAAAA
This is a messenger RNA of Acipenser ruthenus (sterlet), 7933 nucleotides long. It is a transcript of the gene ppp1r9ba, whose product is annotated as protein phosphatase 1, regulatory subunit 9Ba. Gene Ontology annotation, cellular component: postsynaptic density; actin cytoskeleton; cytoplasm. The transcript is spliced from 11 exons. Gene Ontology annotation, biological process: actin filament organization; calcium-mediated signaling; neuron projection development. The record is from RefSeq and is a predicted model, not a curated record. The coding region runs from base 214 to 2838 and encodes 874 amino acids. Lineage: Eukaryota; Metazoa; Chordata; Actinopteri; Acipenseriformes; Acipenseridae. Gene Ontology annotation, molecular function: actin filament binding.